AUGUGUGAGCAGGCAGCGCGCUACUGUAGGGACGGAGUCCACAAACUGCUCAACAAAGAACAAGCCAAACUUCGAGCCGAGAGCCAGGAAAGCCGCGAGCAGCCGAACCCCGUAGCCUGUCAGGACAGCGAGUCCGCGACGGCAGCACAGUCCGGAAACAGCGGAGCCCAGCCCGGUGGAAUCGACGGGCUCGUCCGCUGGAUCGUCACCAAAAUGAGCGACAACAAGAACAUCUCCAGCCGGGAGUACGCUUCCAGCAAGGAGGAUGUGGCCGUAGCUCAGGAGCAGUUCUUCGCCCCGGAACCGCGGAGAGGCAUCUCCGUUAUUUUGGAUAUAUUCAGAAGAGCUGACAAAGAUGAUGAUGGAAAGCUUUCUCUGGAUGAGUUUCAAGCUUUCUUCUCCGAUGGCACGCUGAACGAGGAAGAGCUGGAGAAGUUGUUUCACACCAUUGACUCUGACAACACCAGUAAUGUUGACACUAAGGAACUCUGUGACUACUUUGCCAAGCACAUGGGCGACUAUGAGGGAGUGCUGGCCUCGCUGGAAACACUCAACCUCUCCAUCCUCAAAGCCAUGGACUUCACUAAAAAGGUAUAUGAGAGAGGAACCAACGUGGAGCAGUUUGUGACACGUUUCCUGCUGAAGGAAUCGGCCAAUCAGAUUCAGUCUCUCCUGAGUUCUGUGGAGAGUGCCGUGGACGCUAUUGAUGAGCAGCACAGCCAAUCACGUCAUCAACCUGCCAAGGUGAGCCCACGGAUGUCAGAGAGGCGCAAUGAAAACACCGUCCCUGACUAUCCCCCGAACAACAGAGUCAGCGCCAGGGAGGCUGUCAGGACCGUCAACACUGCUUCAGGUGCUGUAGAAGUGAGGAAAGAAGGUCUGGACUCUCAGAUCAACCGCCUGGCUGAACUGAUCGGACGUCUGGAGAAUAAGACAGUCUGGUUUGAUCUGCACCAGAGGCUAACAGACACAGAUGGCACUACCAGCGCAUCCUUGCUGCUGAUCCGUCAGGAGAUGGUGGUUACCCAGAAGAAGCUUGGUGACUUCUGCGAGGCUCUGAAGCAGUACCUGAAGAACGUCUCCACUCAGAGAGACUGCUUUCAUGUGACUGCGGUGCGUCUGCCGGACGGUUUAUCCUUUGUCGUCUACGAGUUCUGGGAUGGAGAGGAGGAGUGGAAGAGGCACCUCCAGUCGGCCCCGAACAAAGCCUUCCAGCAUGUGAAGGUGGACACACUGUGCCAGCCAGAGACCGUGUCCUCUGUAGCCGUGCCAGCCGCCUGGUGCAGUGUGAACAGGGACUGAGCAUGAAGAUAUUCAACUACACGCCACCACUCCUGGACACUCCCGCUCCGACCCUCAAACCUUCUCCCCUCCCUGCGUUUUACCCACUCUAAUACCCCCCCAAAAAACCCUUGUCUUUCAACCCUCACAUUCCUUAACUCUUUUUGUAAGUACAUGUUUACACAGUGCAAAUGAAUGGUGUCAACUGCAGUGAAAAUUGAACAAACAGUGCAUUUAACAACGUGAGAUUACUAAUUUGUUUGCAUCUCACCAUAGUUAUAUUGGAGAUAUUGGAUUAUGUCAUGUUUCAGGUAGCUUUGAGCCACUGUAAAGUGGAGUUUGUCAUGUAGCAAGGACCCUGGCGUAGAGUUUUUCAUGUAGCAGUUACUGUUUUGGGGUAGUGCAUUUUGGAAUGUGGCUUUUUUUUCCUGUAAGGGUUGACCACAGGUAGAUCAUCUUAGUUAGCCGUUAUUUCAUAGUAGCUGCUCAUUCCAUAUUUGCCAUUCAGUGUUCUGAUAAUUACAUUUUCAUUUUGUAACUGAUCAACUGCUUUGGACAUUAUUCUCACAUCAGCCAUUCUAAACUCAUCAACAUCUUGAGUAAUAGAUGAGGACUAAAGACCUUGUUGCCAGAUUAGUUUACAAUCUCAGGAAAACUGAAUGCUUGAAAUUAGCUUGAAGGUUAGCUUGCUAGCUUCCUAGCUAGCUGUCAAACUUACUUUUCCGAGUCUCUGAGUGUGGUUUGUGUGACAGAAUAUUUAUAAUAUAUGUUAUGGUGGAAACCAUAAAGGCCUUGCAAGCAGCUAGCUAGAGCUAGCAGAACAAAAACUGUAAAACUGCACAUGAACAAGCUCAAUAACUUGAUAAAACUUUAUUCAAACUAUUUAAUUAUACAUGAAAUAUCCAUAUAUAUACCACAUAAUGUCAGUGUGUGAGUUUUCCAGAAGGACCGUGAGACGACACCAAUGUAGAUUCUGAAGCCAAAAGCUAUAUUAGCGUCAAUUUAUGAGAACCACUUUUUUCCAUAGCAUUGUUUUGGAAAAGAUGGAUUUUGCCUGAUUUAUAUUCAAGGGCCCUAACAGGUUCGCAAAUGUAAUGUGAAACCAGUUGAAUUAAAUAAUGUCCUAAAAGGACCACUAAGCUCCAUUAUAAUUACGAUAGCAAGAACUUUGCUCAAUACCUCACUAUAGGUUUACAGUCCUCUGAACAAUCGUGCCACCUGAGUUACCAUUGUAACUUAAGGCCUACUUACUUUCAGACUUGUCAGAUCAACUUCAUUUGUUGAGCGAGCUUGUUGAUCAUCUUCACCCUGAGUAUAUUUAUAUAGAAUGGCUGCAGUGGGAGUAAUGUCUUUAAUGGGAGGAACUUAUUAUCCUGUGGUAACAAAGCACAGGCUUUUAAUGAGCAACAGAAACCAAAUCUCUGCGAAGCCUGACAUCAAAUAUCAGUACAUCAGAUGGUGACAGGCCAGUUUGGUAUCCUGAAUUAUGACAACAUGUCAGUCUUCACAAAUGUUUGCAUAUGCAGAUGGUUUUGAUUGAAACAUUUAGAGAAAAUGGCAAUUUAUGUUUCUUCAUGUAGCUUUUAUUUCACUUUGGGGUUGACAGUUUGAGCACUGACAUUUGAGAGGUGAGAUAAAAAAUGGUUUUGCUGUCUAGGGAUCAUUUGUGACUUGCUGCUACCUUGAGACAGAAGAAACUAAGUUGAAAGACAAAGGCAGCCCACUGUUCUCCAUGCAGCUAAAGUUUGUUUCAAUUCUGCCUUCUGUUUAUGUAUUCUUUGUCUAAAUUUGCGAUGGAUAACUUAUAUUAGCUGUGUAAGUCUAGUAGAGAUUGUACAUGAUGAAAAUGUGGUUCUAUUAUUAUUGUAUUUGUAUUGAUUGACAUCUAUUAGUGCUAUAGUGUAAAUUUGGUUCCUUAGUGAAAGUGGCAGUAGCCUUCGAAGCGCUGCGGAUUCGUGUAACAUUUGGUUUGAAUCUGAAUACCUACCAUCAAAAAUGUAAACCCAUCUGAAUGAUAUUGAAUAUGAAGCCUUAAACAUUAACACAUGUUCGGGGAGCUUUUAAGGGUUUUAAAAAUAAGACAUUCUUUUUGGCGUGACGUAUACUCCCAGUAAGCAGGGAAAUGCCCUCUAGCAUCAGAUUACACAACCACAGUUUUGGGUUGCAUUGACAUAUUGUUACAUUUUGUCCAUUGCAUUAGAUUAAACUUUUUUAGUUAACAACAUAUCACUGAAAAAAUGACCUUGACUUUGAGUUCACUUAGCAUACUGUAGCUUAUAGAUCAACCACCUCAGCAUCAAUAUCCUAAACAACAGUCAUCAUAUGUAGUGCCACCAUUAACCCCAACUAUAAGAGAAGGGCUCAAUACAUAUAAAGAGGACAUAACAGAAAAAUGUGGACCAUUAGAAUCCAUAUCAACUGGGUCUGGUCUCUUCAACAAAAAGAAAAGACCCACAUCAGGAAGUUAUCCUGAGGAUACUAUUCUCAUGUUAAUAUUGAACGUCAGUAAUUCCUCCGACCGCUGUACACCGCAACGCAAAUGACGCACAAAACAAAUCUGGUGGAAGAAACCUUAACUUAAAAUAUAAUUAGCUAAACAAACCGAAUCAAUAGAUAAUCGUUGAUAUGUUUUGCCAUAUUUUCUGUCUUUGGCCAUUCUUGUGUUCUCGACCCAACAAAAUCUCACCUGACAUCGUCCAUUCCCCCUGACCAGUUCAUUUCAGGUCAAAAUACCCGGACUCCACCCCCUGACCUCACCCCCAAUAACACCACUGUAAUACAAACAGACUCUCACUCAGAAAGCACAAUGUAAGAAUGAGUGAAUAUUGUGAUUUAAAGAUAUAUUAUAGAGAAUGAUGAGAGUAUUUAAAGAUAUAGAGUAUUACUUUAUCUGGUUAAGGCUGUGUUGAUGCAUCACUACUUUAUUGCUCUAUACUUUCAAAGGUGCCAUCUUUCCAUCCACCUCACUAUUGAAUCUAUUUUCACAUGUGAUUGACAGCUAGGCUGUGAUCCCCCUGUGCUGUGGUACAGUGAGUGUGGAUCCAGCUACACUGACACUGAUAAAAGAUCUAGCACCGCGCUGGGCUGCAUUGAGCGGGGCAGGGCUGUGUGGAAUGUGGAAGUGUUGAAUAUUAUAACAUAUGCUGUAACAGAAAAUAUGUAUUACAGUAGACUUUUAGAACAGGCAUGCAAAGACAUUGCUGCUUUAUUUGUGAAAUGUCUAUACUAAUCUCAGUGUCCGCGUUAAAGGAACCCUGUGGAGUUUUUGGCCACUAGUGCUGUGGAGCAGUGUGGUUACAGGUGGGUCCUGUUUUCACACUACUGUACUGAUCAAAGGUAACAAGAAGUAACACGCCAAAGAAUGAUUCUACUUAACAACAGGGCAACACAGAUGAAGCAAAACCAGAUGUGCACAUUUAAUAUUUUCAAAAUUAGAAAUUAUUUAAAAUAAAUUAAGUGCAUGGCGUUGGACCUAAACGAUACACAAAACCAGGCUGCUCUGUCAGUUAGCAUCAGCUGCAAGUUAGCUAAACUGAAACUAGCAUGUGUUUAAAAUGCAGCUACGUAGAGAACCAGAAACCAACCUGCAGCUAAAUUAUAAUUAUGGAGACGUUACUUUAAAGUUAUUUGUUUUUUUACGUCUUCAUUAUCUAAAAAAAGGCCUAAAUGAGGUGCAAAUGUCAUCUCUACAUUUUUUACAUUUAUUUGGCUAUUAUUUAAAAAAAUACCAAUGCAAAAUUAACAUAACACUCAUACUAUGUUUUAUAAUUCUAUAUCCUUCCCAGCAGCACAAAUCAAUAAUGACAUCUUGCAUUACAUCCCAUCUCAGGAUAUGAUAGUUUUCCUUGCCCCCCCUCGCCCUGCCCUGAUUCUGCAGCAACUGCCUAUACUAGACUAUAUCUAUGACUCACUAUAUCUCACAUUCUCAUUACCCUGGCUCCCUAUAGAGCUCAGUUUACAAUUCUUUAAGUGACUUCUAAGGUCGAACACUUUUUAAUCUGCGCCAAGGUCAACUUAUUUUUUGGGCUUGUGUCAGGGGAAGUUAACGACAGCACUGAAGUACUGAUUGUCAAAGUUGCUAGGCUUUGAAUAUUUUAAGGAUAGACAUAUUUUUGCUGACUAUCAUUUCACUCACAUUAAUUGCUGCUUUUAUAACCCCAUAUUCUACUAAAAGAUCAGAGUCAUGAAAAGCCUAACUUCCUUUAAUCUCUUAAACUGUCCAAACUGUAGAUUUUAGUUAAACCCCAGUCCUUAGUGAUUUAAUGUCAGCUUCUUGGGGCUUUAAUGGAUAGGAAUCUGUUCAAAACUACGGACCUCUUCAGAACUUUAAAACUGCAGCUUAGUUUACGACAGAGCAUGUUAGUUUACAAGAAAAGCUCCACAGGGUACCUUUAAUCUUUCACUUCUUAAAAGAAAAAGAACAAAAACUACUUGCUCUCCUGUUCCAAAUAUUCUUUGUGUCCAAGAAGGAGCUGCUGUAUUACGAAUAGAAACAUAAAGCCAUAUUGCAUGGAUUGAUGUUUACAUGUCAGUGACCUACUAUACUGAUAGCCAUAGUUUUACAGUACUUGAGUGCUCAGCUGAAUGCAGCCCACAUGCUCUUACCAAGGGUUUCUUUUCCUGUACAUUGCGCCCACGCAGCUGGGUUGUGUAUAUGAGGUAGAUAGUGAGUGAACUGUCAGAAAUGCCAAUACUGUUUCCUAUUGAUACAUUCCUGAAUGUCCCUCAGACUGUGCAACCUGUUCUUUUCUAUCCUUAAUACUCCUCAGUGCAACCUGUGCUUUGCCAUGCAAUGAAAGAGUUGUGUUAUUGAAUCGUAGUGAAACAGGCCUUGAUUUGAAUGUUUCCUGGCAACAUGAAGAGAUGAAACAUUAGAGGAAGCGUGUCACCAGGUUUACCUCAUGAGCCAAUCAGGAAACGGAUCAAUGCUAUAACUCUUUCGUUCUAUGGCCGUGUUCUUUUUUAUCCUUCAACUGAGUGCAUGUCAACUGAAUGUCCAGUAACUUCUUUGCUGUAGUAUUAGGCCAUGCUACUCUUCAAUGGGUUUUGUGCAUUUCUUACCUUUUUCUUUUCUAGUACUCCUAUGAAGGAGACAGAGACUAAAAUCUAUUAUAUAAAAUAUAUAUGACUAGAAAAAUGGCAUACAAGAAUGAACAUUCACUUUUAUGGCAAUGUUUAAUUAAAUAGUAAUUCUUAAUGUAUGUUUCAGUAAAAAUACAGCUUUCUCUUAAGUGUAGAGACUUAAUGCAGGGAUGCAACUAUUAUAUUUGGUCUUUAAAGAAUAUCUUGUUGAAAUUCUAGAUAAUGUAGAGUGAUGCAAUUCAAUAAAACUAUAAAAAAAUAAAACUGUGCCUUUUAUGU
Messenger RNA from Eleginops maclovinus (Patagonian blennie), 6642 nucleotides. It is a transcript of the gene necab2, whose product is annotated as N-terminal EF-hand calcium binding protein 2. Gene Ontology annotation, biological process: regulation of amyloid precursor protein biosynthetic process. Gene Ontology annotation, cellular component: cytoplasm. Gene Ontology annotation, molecular function: calcium ion binding. The record is from RefSeq and is a predicted model, not a curated record. Lineage: Eukaryota; Metazoa; Chordata; Actinopteri; Perciformes; Eleginopidae. The transcript has 13 exons. Bases 1 to 1302 code for a protein of 433 amino acids.